Nematolebias whitei (Rio pearlfish) is the source of this 455-nucleotide messenger RNA. RefSeq names its product cytochrome c oxidase subunit 7A2, mitochondrial (gene cox7a1). Gene Ontology annotation, biological process: mitochondrial electron transport, cytochrome c to oxygen; regulation of oxidative phosphorylation; mitochondrial respirasome assembly. The transcript is spliced from 4 exons. Lineage: Eukaryota; Metazoa; Chordata; Actinopteri; Cyprinodontiformes; Rivulidae. The coding region runs from base 76 to 321 and encodes 81 amino acids. The record is from RefSeq and is a predicted model, not a curated record.
GUGUGUGUGUGUGUGUGUGUGUGUGUGUGUGUGUGUGUGACCUUGUGAAGGUAAAACGGGGCAGAGCAGCUCGACAUGAAUCACCUUCGGACAUUUCCUCUUCUGGCCAGCCGAGCCUUCGGCAGCUCCUCCAGACAGCUAAAGAACAAAGUUCCUGAGAUCCAGAAACUCUUCCAGAAGAACAAUGGGUUGCCGGUCCAUAUCAAGGGUGGAAGCAGAGAUGUCCUGCUCUACAGAGUAACCAUGACGCUGACUCUUUUAGGAACAUGUUACUCUCUGUACAAGCUGCUUGUUGCCGCCAUGCCGCAGAAGAAGGUGUGAUGAUGAGGAAGAGCGGGCUCAGUCUAUGACCUGGACAUGGCGCUGAGCCUGGUUUAACAGUGAUGUUUGAUGUAGCUGAAUUUAUUUGUCCAGCCUUGAUCUUUGAGGUUGGGUCUUGAGUCUCAUGUAAAACC